Molecule: messenger RNA, 975 nt
Organism: Patiria miniata (bat star)
Lineage: Eukaryota; Metazoa; Echinodermata; Asteroidea; Valvatida; Asterinidae
Product: microfibril-associated glycoprotein 4-like
Exons: 1
Coding region: 1-975 (324 amino acids)
Source: RefSeq, a predicted model, not a curated record
AUGUGUAACCACCUGGUAAAACCGGAUUUAUUCGGUGCCGAGCACCGAGUACUGCGAGGCUUUGCGUUUCAAAGCGUCAGAGUCGUGUCUCGUGCAGCAUGCGCCCGAGACUGCAUCUUGGAGUAUCGGUGUUUGUCGAUCAACUACUUCGAGGAGGAGCGUCUCUGUGAAUUGAAUAAUGCCACAAGGUCCCAGUACCAAGAGAACUUUGAUAUCCUACAGGGGAGCUUCUAUAUGGACUAUGACAAGAACACCACUCUCUUGGAAGACGGUGGCCAACAACUGGGGGUCUUGCAAGUGGCGUCUUGCGAGGAGUUGCUUCAAGCUGGUUUGUCCGUUGGUCAUCGAUUCCCCAGCGGGAUCUACAGUAUUUACCCCAACAAUCAAACUACGGCGGGUGGCGGCCUACGGGUCUACUGCGACAUGGAGACCGACGGAGGGGGCUGGAUCGUGUUCCAGAGGCGGCAAGACGGGUCGAUGGGCUUCUACCUCUCCUGGGCCGCCUACCGGGCGGGGUUCGGGGACCUGGCCGGGGAGUUCUGGCUCGGGAACGACAACCUGCGCGCCCUGACCGAAGGAACUGGUAAAAGUUGGGAUCUGAGGAUCGACAUGGAAGACUGGGAUGGCGAGACUGCUUGGGCGGAGUACGGCGACUUUAGUAUUACGGGAAAUGAGUACGUCUUGCGAGUGAACACCUUCAACAAAGCCAGCACAGCUCAAGAUUCGUUGCUGGAGACGCACAACGGGCAGCCAUUCUCAACACCGGAUCACGACAACGAUGGCAAUUUCUUCCUCAGUUGUUCGAGCUUGAAUGGAGGGGCAUGGUGGUACAAGAAUUGUCACGAUUCUAAUCUCAAUGGUGUCUAUCUUUCUGGCUCCAGUGCCCCCUACAAUCAAGGCAUACAGUGGGAAAGUUGGAGAGGAGACAGCUAUUCCUUAAAGAAAUGCAGCAUGAAGAUGCGGGAAAUAAUUUAA